GGGCCCAUCACGUUGUUUACCGGGCACUGGCACGGGAACGCCCCGCUACAAGACAACAACAGGCAACAGAGAGAGAGAGAUAGGAGAGACCGAGAGAGUUCCCAAGAGCCAAAAAAGAACAGCGUCAGAGUUGCAUUUCCAUAAUUUGCAAGCAUUGUCUGGCUUGAGCGCGUAGCGCACCUCCGCCCAAAACUGCAACCGCCGCAGCCGCCGCCACCAAUACCGCCACCGCCAAGCCCCCUCCCUUCACUGCUUCUCUCCAUUUCCUUCUCUUUCUCUCUCCGCACGCCAUUGGAAAAGCAUUCUCCCGGCGAGGCUCAUUCCAGAGCCCUAAUUCGAUGUGAUUGUACAAUUCUUCUAUAAGAAUUUAUUAUACGUUUUCAUCAAGAGAGGAAGCGUUGCAUUUAUAUACACAGGGAGAGAGAAGAACGAGAAAUGCCAAGCGUCGGGGUGAAGCUUUACAGCGUCUUCUUCAAAUUCCUUCUCAAGCACCGUUUGCAGAACCACAUUCAAAACCCCAGCAGCAGCGACUCCUUCGGUCUCACCUCGCGCCCGGACGAAUCCGUCGCCGCUGUGAAUCCGUCCUUCACCGAUGGCGUGGCCACCAAAGACAUCCACAUCGACCCCAUGACAUCUCUCUCCGUCCGCAUCUUCCUUCCCGAUUCGUGCUUAGUCUCGCCCGAUCGUGACUUCAAGUCGCAGUCCAGGGCUAGGGUUAAGGCUGUGGUAAAACGGACCGAUCCUGAGCUUGGAUCUGCUCCGAUGGAUCCAAAUCACGGGCGUCGAAACAGCUUCGAGCCCUCGGGGACGGGCAAUGCGGUGACGAAUUCCGGGAAUAACAGAAGGAACAGUUACGGUUCUAUUGCUGAGGAUGUAAAUUCGAAGUCGGAUAGUGGUGUUUACAGAGGUUAUUCGCCGUCGAUUGGGAACUGUAGGAAACUGCCGGUGAUGUUGCAGUUCCAUGGCGGAGGGUUCGUGAGUGGAAGCAACGAUUCGGUGGCGAACGAUUUCUUUUGUCGGCGGAUUGCCAAGCUGUGCGAUGUGAUUGUUCUUGCUGUGGGAUACAGGCUUGCGCCGGAGAAUCGCUACCCAGCUGCUUUUGAGGACGGCUUGAAGGCUUUGCAUUGGUUGGGGAAGGAGGCGAACCUGGCAGAAUGUAGUAAGACGUUCGGAAAUACGCGUGGAGCUGGAACCGAUUUGAGGAAAUCUGUCAAUAGGAUUUCCGAUGCGUUCGGGGCAUCCAUGGUGGAACCAUGGUUGGCAGCUCACGGAGAUCCAUCCAGAUGUGUCCUCCUUGGGGUGAGCUGUGGUGCAAAUAUUGCAGACUAUGUGGCUCAGAAAGCUGUUGAGGCAGGGAAGCUUCUGGACCCGGUAAAGGUGGUGGCUCAGGUGUUGAUGUAUCCAUUCUUCAUAGGGAAUGUUCCUACACGAUCAGAGAUAAAACUGGCAAAUUCGUACUUUUAUGACAAGGCUAUGUGCAUGCUAGCAUGGAAACUGUUUUUACCCGAGGAAGAAUUCAGCCUGGAUCACCCUGCUGCCAACCCUCUCGUACCAGGUCGUAGACCGCCUCUAAAGCUCAUGCCUCCUACAUUGACAAUUAUAGCAGAGCAUGACUGGAUGAGAGACCGGGCUAUUGCGUACUCAGAGGAGCUCCGGAAGUUAAAUGUCGAUGCACCUGUUCUUGAUUACAAGGAUGCAGUUCAUGAAUUCGCAACCCUUGACAUGCUCCUUAGGACCCCACAGGCCCAGGCCUGCGCGGAGGACAUAGCCAUCUGGGUUAAGAAGUACAUCUCACUUCGAGGUCACGAGUUCUCGUAUUGAAUUGAAUUUUUGAAGGUAACAAACAAAUAGUUCUAUCUAGCGUUCUUCUUGUGUACCUGCCAUCAAAGGGAAUUGAAAUGAAAUCUUGUCCCCAUUACUCAUGGGGUGGGUGGGUAGUUGUAUCUACUGCCUCUUUGCGCCACGGCUUCUGAGCUGUACUACGGUUUUGGCAUUGAUGGUUCCUCGUUCCGUUUCCUGUAAGAUAAAAGAGAGAAGCUAUCUGAGAGAUGAAGAUUUAGAUGAGGUGUGAGAUAGUUUACAUGCUUUUGCGGGGCCUUGAAAGCGUUAUUUUCAUCCUGCCCUCUGUAUCAAAAUGUACUACUGUUUCCCAUGGAUAGAGUGAGUGAACCCAGCGAUUUUCUCCUUCGUCCAUUUUUGUUUUGUUUUUUUGUUUUUUUUGGGUUUUUGGUUGGAACGAGAUACUCUGCUUCAACAUUGUACUAGUUCCUGUGUAUAGAGUUUAAUUAAAUUCAUUCUCUUUUAAUGUU
Molecule: messenger RNA, 2309 nt
Organism: Diospyros lotus (date-plum)
Lineage: Eukaryota; Viridiplantae; Streptophyta; Magnoliopsida; Ericales; Ebenaceae
Product: probable carboxylesterase 11
Exons: 2
Coding region: 436-1821 (461 amino acids)
Molecular function (GO): hydrolase activity
Source: RefSeq, a predicted model, not a curated record